AUGCGUCGUACUAGUCCUACUAUCAUUGAACAAACUCAACUCCUUUUCAUAAUAAUUGUAACUUUAAUGUCUAAGUAAAUACUAUACACAUAACAUGUGAAUAUAGCACAGCUCGCUAUCAGACCUAAAUAGCACACAUCCUAUCACUUCAAGGUUCCACUCAAGACUGCCGUACGACUAAAACAUACGUCACAAUACUGCAUAGACAAUACGUCACGAAUCAGCAUAAAAAUACGUCAUAGAGACAAUGGCGGGAAGAGCGUUCAACAACUAAUGAACAUAAUAUUCAGUCGCAACAAUUACUAAUGAACGCCCAUACUCGACAAUUGUUUCUGCCGUUUCAUGACGAUGUGCUCUAUUUGAUUGCCCUGAUGUGGCCAACAUUUACAGUCUGAACCAAACAGAAACACAUUUCAGAUCUCUUCGUCAACAGAAUAUGCUUAUUUAAAGACAUGUAGAUCACGGGAUGGCAUUACAAUGUUCACUGGCGUGACAUGAUUUCCUUUUGCGCUAGUAGCCAUUGGCGAGACAUGAGUUCCUCUAGUUGUAGUAGCCACUGGCUAGAAAUGAGUUCCUCUAGCACUAGUAGCCAUUGGCGAGACAUGAGUUCCUUUACCACUAGUAGCCACUGGCCGAACAUGAGUUCCUCUAGCACUGGUAGCCAGUGGCGAAGCAUUUCCUCUAGCACUAGUAGCCACUGGCGAGGCAUGAGUUCCUCUAGUACUACUAGCCACUGGCGAGACAUGAGUUCCUCUAGCACUGGUAGCCACUGGCGAGAAUUGAGUUCCUCUAACACUAGUAGCCACUGGCGAGACAAGAGUUCCUCUACCACUAGUAGCCACUGCCCGGACAUGAGUUCCUCUAGCACUAGUAGCCACUGCCGAGAUAUGAGUUCCUCUAGCACUAGUAGCCACUGGCUAGACAUGAGUUCCUAUAGCACUAGUAGCCACUGCCGAGAUAUGAGUUCCUCUAGCACUAGUAGCCACUGGCUAGACAUGAGUUCCUAUAGCACUAGUAUGUCUAGAUGGGCCAAGUGUAGAAAAAACGCCCAGAAGUGAUGGUCUAUCAUUAGAUUCUAAAAACUAUGUGUGCUUAUUUUAAUUUUUUAAAAUAAUUUUUUACAGGCCGUGUUGCAGCCGCUCGAAGCUUUACGAGUGUCACUCUGAAAAAAUCAAUUGUCCGGGAC
This is a messenger RNA of Lymnaea stagnalis (great pond snail), 1186 nucleotides long. NCBI's taxonomy places the organism in Eukaryota, Metazoa, Mollusca, Gastropoda, Lymnaeidae. The record is from the annotation of a GenBank genome assembly.